AUGUCUGACAAGAAAAGCUCGGAGCGGCCAGAGCCUUUUGCGCGUGCGUUACAGCAAUCCGACGAAGAGAGUGGUCUGGAAAACAGCCAUGAUGCCACAAGCAAAGAAGAACAAUACUUGGACGGUUGGAGGGGGUGGAUUGUUGUCGCCGCCUCGUCUUCUGCCCUAUUCGUGUUUAUGGGCGUGAUAUAUUCGUGGGGUAUUCUGCAGGCAGACUUGGCACGUAAAUCCAACAUGUCGCUGACAACGUUGACGUUUGUCGGUUCAUUGGCAACAUCAUUCAUGACUUCGAUAUGCAUCUUUGUCGGAAAAGCUGUCCGCAGAUUUGGAUAUCGGGAGACUGCCAUUGCGGGAGCCAUAUUCCUCGGCCUGGGGGAGUUUGCAUCGAGCUGGGUCACCCAUCACCUCGGCGCACUCUUUGUCACUCAUGGUGUCAUUUUCGGCGUUGGCGGUGGCUUGACAAUCUUGCCGUGUUCUACUGCACCUUUAAAAUGGUUUCGCAAGCGCCGUGGUCUCGCCACGGGCAUCGUUUUUGGUGGUGGGAGUCUGGGCGCCGCCGUCAUGGGCGUCGCAACAAAUAGCAUGGUGGGCCGCAUCGGUGCUCCUUGGACUUUUCGAGUUUUGGGAUUCAUGCUGUGGGCAGUCUGUCUUCCGGCGGCCUGCUUAUUGAAGCAGCCUGCUUCUGCGCAGAAUUCGGUUCCGAAACUUCAAUGGCAACGAUUCAGAGACGUCGACUUUCUCAUUGUCUUUUUUGGUUCCUCUUUGGCUUGUUUUCCGCUAUUCGUUCCUCCUUAUUUCAUCCCCGUCUUUGCCCGUUCAAUAAGUCAAUCGGGAAACACUGCCAUUAUUGGCUUGACGAUUUGGAAUAUUACGUCUACAUUUGGACGGGUUUGCGCUGGUUACACUGCCGAUUCUUUGAUAGGGCCCCUGAACAGCUUCCUCGUUUCCAUGAUUUGCUGCGCAGUAAGCUCAUUCGCCAUUUGGCCUUUUGCCUCCAAUAUGGGGAUUCUGGCCGCAUUUGCUGCCAUCAACGGCAUAGGCUGCGGCUCCUUCUUCAGCUUGUUUCCUACGGUCCUCGGUUCCAUGUUUGGUCAAGAAAAUACAAUGGGAGUACUACCCCUCAUGUGGGGAGGGUGGUUCUUUGGUUUCUUUUUUUCUCAGGGAACCCCAAUCGCCGCACAGCUCUAUGCGUUGGCGGGAUCAAGGACCGACAUUGCCGCAUACCGGCCUGCGGCAUUUUACGCAGGGGCAAUGUCAGCCAUUGGUAUCAUUUUCUUCCUUGUAUUGCGUCUACGAAAGACGAAGAGACGAUGCCACCGGUCAAACAUAGACGGUUGUGCACUCAGCUUGCCCAAGACGACUCCAAUCGGAAAAGCGAGGCGCAAGAGAGCUCGACAGAGUCAGGUCUCGGUGACACCGUCCGACGCUCAAGAUGAGGAAACCUGGGUGAGCACUUCACGGCAGCAGAGCGAGGCAACCGUCUCGCCGAAUAUAGUCACGGACCGCGAAGCUGGCGGGCUUGUUCGUCAAAGAGAAUCUUUGACCGAGACUCAUCCGUUAGCAGAUCAAUACGAUAAAGAUAUCGUUGGCCGUCAUAUCCGCAGCCUGCCACCGGGUAUCGUGAUGAAAUGUCUCAAUGUCUUUACAAACAAAUUCCCAGAGCUGGCAAUAUUACAUCUUCCUAGCUUCAUCUCCGAGCUUCGCUCACGCGGUUCAAAAGAAGCCAUCGCCCUGUUGAGCGCAAUCUUGGCGGUGACGCGCUCUCAAAUAUGCGUCUUGAAUGCGUCUUGGGGAGACGGCCUCUUGCAUCAAGAGCAUUAUGCUCUGUACGCCAAAGAUCUCUUGCGUCAUCUCAUGUUGCAGUCUCCGAAUGUUCAGGUAGUCCAAGCAUUGCUCGUCAUUACGCAGCAUGAAUGGGGCACUAGAGACUUUCACAAGGCGUGGAUCUAUUGCGGAGUCGCUGUUCGAAUAAUGCAAGCUCUCCAUAGCCUGAGGGUGGCUCCGUAUCCUUUGGACAUGACUUCGGAAAGGAAGACGGACGCUACUUCGGAAGCCAUCGAGACUCGCACAUACUGGGCUUGCUUCAUCAUGGACUGCAUGGUCAAUUCGGGCACGUACAAUCCACCGAUGCUGUCAAUGUCGGAAAUGAACAAGUUGAAAAUUCCGCGGCCCGUCGGCGUGGUCGAAUUCGCGUUUGGGCCGGACUCGUCUUCUCGGGCGCCACGCAGCGACGAAUCCUACGCCAAUCACACGACGGGCAUACUCGACAUCACCCAAGGUUUUGAGAUUCUCGUCGCCGGGUUUGACAUCUGGAAGCAGCUGAUGGCCUUUAUUUUCCAAGACGGGCGCCGCGCACCAGGCAUGUGUGCACCUCCAAACUGUCCAUGGGUGCCGGGCUCGCCAUGGUUUGUGUCCCGCAAUCAGCUGGAGAAUUGGAGGGCAAACCAACAUCGGAAGCUCUAUUACCCAAACAACUCGGUAGCGGUGCACAUGACACUAGGAUAUGGCGAGACCUUUACGUAUCUCAACCUCCUAUACUACGUCAGUACACUGAUGCUCCAUCGAGAGUAUUUCCCGUUUCUGCCGACGCUCGAGUCAACGCCACAGGGUCCUGUUGAUCAUCCCAUGCUCGAAGCCACAGCUCCAGAGGGGUGGUGGGAUGAAAGUGCUCGAAUCCUGUUCGGGGCGGCGGAAAACAUAGCAAGGAUCCUCCACGAAUCUUGCGAAUGCGGCGUGCAUUUAAUGACGCCAUUCGCCGGCUUCUGUGCCUUUUCAGCAGGCUACCUGAACCUCUAUGUCUACCAUUUUCCGCGGAUGAAUCUGUGCCGAAGCCCGCAAGCGAAAGCAUGCAUGGACAUGUGUCUCGACUAUCUAAACGAGUUUCGAAAAGUCUGGACAAUUGCAGACGGAUGGAUCAAGACUAUUCAGCACGCUUCGCUAUUGUAUUCCCGGGCAGUGGAAAAUCGGUCGCGAUACCAAGGCAGAACAAGAACUGAUUUUGACGUGCUGCAUCAGUCGAUUCAUGAAUUUCGCGGCAUUGAUCGAUCGGAUCAGCAUACACAAGAAAUUGAUGGGGCCGAUAUAUCCCGCCAUGCAGACGCUCAGAGGCAGCCUGUUGAGGGCAUCGUCCCCGAGGUCGAUACAAAUACGCUUCUGACGCAGCUGCUGGCAGAAGUGAGCAGCAACCUUGACGAGCAAGGCGCAUGGUCGCAGUGGUGGCCGCCCGUGGAGGAGGUGUCUUUACCACCGACCAACUGA
Beauveria bassiana ARSEF 2860 is the source of this 3258-nucleotide messenger RNA. RefSeq names its product fungal specific transcription factor. Bases 1 to 3258 code for a protein of 1085 amino acids. Gene Ontology annotation, molecular function: DNA binding; transmembrane transporter activity; zinc ion binding. Gene Ontology annotation, biological process: transmembrane transport; DNA-templated transcription. The transcript is spliced from 8 exons. The record is from RefSeq and is a predicted model, not a curated record. Gene Ontology annotation, cellular component: nucleus. NCBI's taxonomy places the organism in Eukaryota, Fungi, Ascomycota, Sordariomycetes, Hypocreales, Cordycipitaceae.